AUGCCGCCCAAAAAGCCUUCCUCUCCCAAGAAGGAUGGAGGCAAAAAGAAGGGCAAGAAGGAGGAGGGCCUGGAAGAGAACAAGGACCCCAACUCGGAAGCAGCUGGGGCGUCGGUUGAGGAGCUUCUCAAUCGGAUCUCAGCGCUCGAGUUGGAGAAGAACAAAGAGGAGGAGUACCGAAACUACAUGCAGCUUGAACGCGACAAGAUUGCGUCCUUUUGGGAGAUCUCGAAGAAGGAGCUGGAAGAUCGGCGCGCGGAGCUGCGCAACAAGGACCGCGAGAUGGAAGAAAUGGAGGAGCGGCAUGCGGUAGAGAUCAAGGUGUAUAAGCAGAAGGUGAAGCAUUUGCUAUACGAGCACCAGAACAACGUGGCGGGCCUCAAGGCCGACGGCGAGGCGGCGCUGAAGCUGGCGGGGGAUGCGGCGCAGAAACGGGAGAACGAUCUGAUGCACGACGCGCGCGCGCUGAAGCAGGAGAUGAAGGAGGCGGAGCUGUCGCACGAGGACAUUGUGCGGCAGCUGAAGCUGGAGCACGCCAAGGAGACGACCAAGCUGCGGCAGGAGUUCGAGACGAGCGCCAAGGAGCUGCAGCAAAAGUACGAGAAGAAGAUCAAGAUUCUGCGCGAGGACUUGGAUCUGAAGCGCAAGCAGGAGAUUCACGAAAUUGAGGAGCGCAAGAACGUGCACAUCAACGAGCUGAUGAAGAAGCACGAAAAGGCGUUCGCGGAGAUCAAGAACUACUACAUCGACAUCACGCACAACAACCUGGACCUCAUCAAGACGCUCAAGGAGGACGUUGCUGACAUGAAGAAGAAGGAGGCGAGCAACGAGCGGCUGAUGUACGAGAUCGCGCAGGAGAACAAGCGGCUGAGCGAGCCGCUGACGAAAGCGCUCAAGGAGGUCGAGACGCUGCGGAAACAGCUGGCUAGCUACGAGAAGGACAAGACGUCGCUGCAGCAGGCAAAGGCACGGCUGGUGGACACGGAGAAGAAGCUGAAGAACCUGGAGUGGGAGCAGGAGAUCCUCGAGCAAAAGUUCGGACAGGUGUCAUCCGAGCGCGACGAUCUGUACACCCGCUUCGAGUCGUCCAUUCACGACGUGCAGCAGCGGAGCGGGCUCAAGGCGCUGCUGCUAGAAAAGAAGGUCCAGGUUUUGUCCGAGACCCUGGAGAAGAAGGAGGCGCAGCUAGGGGAGGUGCUGACGGCGUCGAACCUGGACCCCGGGACGCUGGAAGACGUCACCAACAAGCUGGAUGACGUGCUUGAGUCCAAAAACCAGCUCAUCAAGGCGCUGCAAUACGACCUCGCCAAGGUGUCUAAGGCUCAUAACGACCUGAUCAGAGUGUACGAGUCGAAGUUGACUGAGUUUGGCGUCCCAGUGGAAGAGCUAGGCUUCCGACCACUCAUUACCAAGACCGGCCCGGGGCCUGCGGAUCUGGUGGUGGGAGCCUAA
This is a messenger RNA of Klebsormidium nitens, 1452 nucleotides long. The record is from the annotation of a GenBank genome assembly. NCBI's taxonomy places the organism in Eukaryota, Viridiplantae, Streptophyta, Klebsormidiophyceae, Klebsormidiales, Klebsormidiaceae.